Labrus mixtus (cuckoo wrasse) is the source of this 1553-nucleotide messenger RNA. It is a transcript of the gene eef1a1l3, whose product is annotated as eukaryotic translation elongation factor 1 alpha 1, like 3. Gene Ontology annotation, molecular function: GTP binding; translation elongation factor activity; GTPase activity. Gene Ontology annotation, biological process: translation; translational elongation. The transcript is spliced from 7 exons. The coding region runs from base 11 to 1375 and encodes 454 amino acids. NCBI's taxonomy places the organism in Eukaryota, Metazoa, Chordata, Actinopteri, Labriformes, Labridae. The record is from RefSeq and is a predicted model, not a curated record.
CCUUUAAAGCAUGGCAAAAGAGAAGACUCACGUGAACGUGGUGAUCAUCGGCCAUGUGGACAGCGGCAAGUCCACCACCACUGGCCACCUCGUCUACAAAUGUGGAGGUAUCGACCAGAGGAGACUGGAGAAGUUUGAGAAAGCUGCAGCACAGAUGGGGAAGAGUUCCUUCAAGUUUGCCUGGGUGUUGGACAAGCUGAAGGCUGAGCGUGAGCGAGGAAUCACCAUCGACAUCUCACUGCUGAAAUUUAACACUCAGAAAUAUACCAUGACUAUAAUAGACGCUCCUGGCCACCGGGACUUCAUUAAAAAUAUGAUAACAGGGACUUCACAGGCUGAUGUUGCCCUCCUGGUGGUCUCGGCAGCCAAAGGAGAGUUUGAGGCCGGUGUGUCAAGAAGUGGUCAGACCAGAGAGCACGCCUUACUGGCUUACACGCUGGGUGUGAAGCAGAUCAUCGUCUGCGUGAACAAAAUGGACCUGACUGAGCCGCCUUACAGCCAGAAGCGCUUCGAUGAAGUGGCCCGAGGUGUGAGCAGCUUCCUCAAGAAGAUUGGCUACGACCCGGCGACGGUGCCAUUCGUUCCGAUUUCCGGCUGGACUGGGGAGAACAUGAUCACCGCAACUCAGAGGAUGCCAUGGUUUCAAGGCUGGAAGGCAAGACGGAGGGAAGGAAAUGCAAGCGGCAGAACUCUACUCGAAGUCCUGGACUCAAUUCAACCACCAAUUCGCACCAUUAACAAGCCGCUACGAUUACCCCUGCAGGACGUCUACAAAAUUGGAGGAGUUGGGACCGUUCCAGUGGGUAAGAUUGAAACUGGUGUCCUCAAACCCGGCAUGACUCUGAUGUUCUCGCCCGCCAAGCUCACAGCAGAGGUGAAGUCCAUCGAGAUGCACCACCAGGGCCUGCAGACCGCUCUGCCCGGACACAACGUAGGCUUCAACAUCAAGAACGUGGCCGUGAAGAACCUCCGGCGUGGAGAUGUGGCCGGCAACGCCCAGCAGGAUCCUCCAUCAGAUGUCAGCAGCUUUGAGGCUCAGGUGAUCAUCCUGAAUCAUCCAGGGAAGCUAAAAGCGGGCUACUCCCCUGUGCUGGACUGCCACACGGCCCACGUCACCUGUCGCUUUGCAGAGCUGAGGGAGAAGAUUGACCGCCGCACAGGGAAGAAGCUGGAGGAUCAUCCACAAAUUCUGAUGUCGGGGGAUGCUGCCACAGUCAAGCUGGUUCCAAUCAAGCCCAUGUGUGUGGAGAGCUUCUUCACGUACCCUUCUUUAGGUCGCUUUGCAGCACGAGACCUGAAGCAGACAGUCGCUGUGGGAGUCAUCAAGUCGGUGGAGAAGGAGCAAGUGUCAAAAAAAGCCCAAGUUUGUAAAUAGGUUUACCAGUAUUCUGGUAUUACUGAUUUGAACAGUUUUAUUUUGUAUCUUUUGUGUUUUGACACAAAGUAUUUAUGUUGUCUUGAAGAGUCUUUUUCCUGUGUUGAUGUUAAAAUCCAAAGAAGGGCAAGAGUUGGAUGUCGAACUUUGGUUGCAAUGGAAUAAAAGCUUUAUUCAG